This is a messenger RNA of Volvox carteri f. nagariensis, 1395 nucleotides long. RefSeq lists its product as uncharacterized. The transcript is spliced from 4 exons. The coding region runs from base 1 to 1395 and encodes 464 amino acids. Gene Ontology annotation, biological process: endoplasmic reticulum calcium ion homeostasis. The record is from RefSeq and is a predicted model, not a curated record. Gene Ontology annotation, molecular function: calcium ion binding. Lineage: Eukaryota; Viridiplantae; Chlorophyta; Chlorophyceae; Chlamydomonadales; Volvocaceae. Gene Ontology annotation, cellular component: endoplasmic reticulum.
AUGAAGUUUGCCGGAGCAUUUUUCCUAGCCCUUAUUGCUCUGGUUACAUUAGUUCACAUCACAGCUGCGAAGGACGUGGAGCUUGAGGGCUUCGACGCACUCGAUCUCGCCGUCGACACUUCCGACGGCGCCGCAAGCGCCACUGUCGUGGAGACGUCGAGCCCGGGCCAAUGUAAUGGACAAUGCCAGGAAAGCGCUCCUGCAGAUCCGCAGCCCAAGCCUCGCGCCGUCGUGGGCGGACGGCGGCCGACCGUAGGCGGUACAUCCGCCGCCCAGCCCAAAAACUACCGUCUGGAAGCCGCCUUCGCUGUGGUCAUCGUCUUAUACGUGCUCGUCGCCAUUUGGGGCACCAAGGAAAACGGCAAGAUCGCGGAUGCAUUUGCGCGCAUGCACUGCGUCGGCGAAGCGGCGCUCUUCCCCCGCCAGUUCGCCUUGUGCGGCGCCGGCGAGCCGAACGCCGCCGGCUUCCGCACGCCAAUGCUGAAGGAGAGCUCCUCUCUGUUUAAAUUCUACGCCUCAGGCCGGCGCCACUGCCAGGGCUGCCUGGCGACCCUCUCCCUCCGCAACCGCGCCGACCUGCUUUCCUGGGUUCUCAACUUCUUCCUCCCAUCCGAAGACCUCCUAGAAAUCGACGUCUACAUGAACGAGGCCAACAUGCCGCCCAUGGUCCUCGCCGUCGCCACGCCGCGCCAGGCCCGCGCCCUAGCCGACCGCACCGACAUACGGACCUACACCAAGCCGCUCAAGCUAUCUGCCAGCGGCCCAGCCGCCCCCACUGAUCCCGUCCCGGGCUGGCCCGGCCACAAACUCCAAGUCCUAGCCGAGCACAGCUCCCUCUUCUACGACCUUUUCAGUGACCCACGGGUCCAUUCCGUCUUUACGUCGACGGGCCAUGCUGACAAGUUGCGGCUGUUCCGCAGCUUGCUAGCGACCUCAGAGAACUCGGGUGGGAGUCACAAGCGGCUGCUGCGGUUCGUGUUUGCGUUACCGGCAUACGACGACAUGCGGGCGCUGAGUCCCCUGCUGGGGCUGGUGCCGCUGCUGGUGGACCUCGUGGGGGUGUACAAACUGACCCCCGAGCUAAAGAAGCGGGCGCUGGAGGUUCGCAUCCGGCAGGAGGUCGCCUCGGCGGACGCGGAGGAGAGCCGCCGUCGCCGCAUUGAGGCGCUGCAGAAGCGGAAGCAGGAGAAGGCCCAGGAGGAGAAGGAGCGGCUUUCUCGUCUGGCGCCGGAGGCUCGUCGCAAGGCGGAGGAGAAGCUCGCCAAGCAGGCCGCGAAGAAGUCUAUGAAAGUCAAGAUGAUGCCCAGUCGGGCUGGGCUCGGCCGCGGCCAAGUAGCAUUGGCGGUGUUGGUGUUGGUGAUGGCGACGGUGGCGGUGAAGAUAGCGCCCGUGUGA